Messenger RNA from Durusdinium trenchii, 1329 nucleotides. Lineage: Eukaryota; Dinophyceae; Suessiales; Symbiodiniaceae. The record is from the annotation of a GenBank genome assembly.
AUGCUGGCAAAUCCACAGAAUCUGGAUAUUGGUGCUUUGCUUCAGUCUCCAUCGUUGUCUCCCUUUGCACUUGCAUUGAAGAGUUCCAAAUACAUGCUGGUGGUGCCCAACCGGCACACGAGCGUGUACACUAGGUUGUGGUGUGGAUAUGAAGCCUAUCUAGCCUUUCAAAGCAACAAGAUUAUCCAGACUGCCGCACCUCCCAUUUGGCGGCAAGUGUGGCUUGCUUGGUUCAUGAUGCUGCCGGCACUUUUGAUAGGUCUUAUGGUGGGCAGUAUGUCAAAGGUACACCACUUGGAAGGUGCCAAGCAGUUGAUGCUGCUGAUGAGAACGCUCGCGCUUUUAGCGAGCCUAGUGAGUCAAAACUGUGGUCAGAUCAGGCUUUGCUUGAUUGCAAACCAUAUAGGCUUAGCUAGUGGUGCAGCCGCAGUCAUGGAAAUUGCAUGGUCAGACCCGCAUGACGCCCUGCCACUGUUGCCGCAAAACAUUGACGAACAAGCUUCGACCGUUUGGUACACAAGGGUGAGCAUGCUUGCAUAUUUCUUACUGGCUGAAAUUGACCGGUUGAACUGGCAAACCGAAAUCAGUGAGACGGAGCAACUGCAAAAUCAGUUUGGAGGAACCAUCCGACAAGCUGCAUGUUCCCAAGUCCAAGAUGAGUUAAACAUUCGACAUGAAAUUGGUGACCAAGUUGAUGAAGUUGACAAAGUAAUUCACGUUCUUUUGAAGGCUGGACUGACGUCGGAUGCACUUCGAGAUGCAUAUUUGCGGGGAGUUGAGCUUGAGCAUGCUGGGGUUGUUCAGGUGGCAAUCCCUGCUAUUGUUCUUGGUCCUCAUUUGUUCCUGAGUUUCUCGCACCUGCUCCGUUGCAUUGUUAUGUUCUCCUCACAUCAUGCUGAAGUCCACUGGUCUCAAAUCCAUUGGUUCCUUACAUCCUUGCAAGCAUCAUCAAUAUUUGCGAGAUGUUGUUUUUUGACUCUCCUAUUCACUCGUCCCAUAGACGAACGAUGCUUCAUGCUCAACGCAAUGGCAAAGAUUGUGGCUCCCAUUUUAUUCUGUUUUUUCCUGGAAAGCCAAGUUGUGUAUUGUUUUCUGCUGAGCUUGUAUCACCUGUCCUUCCUUGUGGUACUGUUCUUUGCUGCUUUGGGCAUUCGUGGUACAUUGAAGUUACCAUGUGGCAGAUUCUUCACCCAAGUCUUCUUAUCCAGAGUCCUCAGCUGUCGAUUGGCGACUUCCUCGCCGGACGAGUCUGACGACAUCGCCGAUGAGAAGAGCCUGACGACUUCGUGCUCGUCCCGGUCGGAAGGCUUUGGUUCGUCCAGCAGCUGA